Trematomus bernacchii (emerald rockcod) is the source of this 3215-nucleotide messenger RNA. RefSeq lists its product as uncharacterized. Lineage: Eukaryota; Metazoa; Chordata; Actinopteri; Perciformes; Nototheniidae. The record is from RefSeq and is a predicted model, not a curated record. Gene Ontology annotation, molecular function: nucleic acid binding; RNA-DNA hybrid ribonuclease activity.
AUGGCUCAUCCAUGUAGCGCCUGUAUGGCUUCUCUCGAGCCCGAGGAUGGCCACGACUGCUGCCCCUCUUGCCUUGGUCUCGAGCAUUUGAGGGAGGGUCUCACGCAGGACGCCUGCAUGAACUGUAGCUGCAUGCCUUGGGCGCUUAGAGCGGCCAGAGUCGCAGAGGUGGAGCGUCUGGCAGAAGCCAACGGACACCUCUCUUUGUCGCAUCUUCCCCUAGGUCAGUUUGGCCGUUCCCGGCGACCCGAGGGAGCGAUGGCUACGGGUUCGCCCCCUAACAGGCUGUCCUCUAAGGUGGAUCGGUUAGCCGCCGACAUGGACAUGAUGAAGUCGCUCCUCUUAGCCCUUCAACCAGGGGCCGGUAUAGGGGCUGCUGGCUUGCCGCCUGCCCCUCCUUCGGUUGCCGCACCUCUGCAUGAGGAUGCCAUGUCACUAGCGGCCUCGGCUAACCUCUUCAACGAAGAGGUGGAGGACGAGGCCCCGCUCACUCCCGGGGAGGCUUCCCACUCCUCUGCUCAGGGCUCUCUGCAGGGCGUGGAGGACGCCUCCAUGGCGGCCAUUAUUCGUGCGGCCCUGGCACACUUGCAGCUUCCUGUUCCGCAGGCCGACGCGGCUCAGGCUAGCGCCUUCUUCAGGCGUAGCCCUACCCCUGUCCCCCUCUCUGUUCCUCCUUCAGAGGAGUACCUGAGGGAGCUCCAUGCAUGCUGGAGAGACACCAAGGCCCUCUCCCGCUUCAGCUCUGAUGGCCGGACCCUGGCUGCCAUGCAGGAUCCGGCGAGGGUGGGGCUGGGUCGCAUGCCACCCAUCGAGCCUGCCAUCGCCUCCCUGAUUCUGGCUCCUGAUGAGGCCCUAAGGCCUGAUGCCAGGUGCCCUCUGCCUCAGUCCAGGGUCACUGACGAACUGCUCUGUAAGGCCUACGACGCAGCGGCACGCAUGGGUCGUAUCGGGAACUCUCUCUCCCAUCUAAUGCUGGCCGCCUCCGCCUCUCUGCAGCAGAGCGUGCUGCCCAAGCUAGACAGACCAGGCAGCAGCUCUCGGGUCUACGUAGGCCUGUGCCUACUCCCAGCAGGCCCAGGGGCCCCUCUAGCAGCCGCACUCUGCCACUGGCUUUCAGUGGUGGUCUGCGGAGGUCCCAGCGGUCUACUCAACCGCCUCCUAAUGACUUUCGUGCCCCCGGUCGCCAGCCCUCUAGGCAGCCCCAGGCCCCACAGCCUUACCGCCGCCCCCCAAGGGGUCGGGGGGCUAGGCCCUGAAGUCCCUGGGCCGGUCGUCGGCUGCUUUUCCCAGCAGCAGCUCAGCUACUGGGCUGCCUGUACUACCGACCCUUGGGUGGUUUCCACCCUAACCCAGGGAUACGAAUUGCAGUUUCGACGCCGGCCCCUAGCCUUCGGCCGGGUCAAGAUGACAGUUGUCAGCGACCUGGCGAAGGCCUUAGCUCUGGCCCAAGAGCUGUCCGUCCUCUUGGCCAAGGGCGCAAUCGAGCCAGUGGACCCCCUGCUUCAGUCCGGGGGGUUCUACUCGGCGUACUUUCUGGUGAGCAAGAAAGUCGGCGGAUUUCGUCCAGUACUGGACCUCAGAGGAAUCAACAGAUUCCUGAGGGUGCUGCCCUUCCACAUGCUGACCAGAGCAGACACCCUCCGUGUUGUUGCACAGGGGGAGUGGUUCACAACCGUGGACUUAAAGGACGCCUACUUCCACGUGCCGAUUGCGUCCCACCACCGGAAGUUCCUGAGGUUUGCCUUUCAGGACCAGCAUUAUCAGUUCCGGGUGCUUCCCUUCGGUCUCUCCCUCUCUCCAAGGGUGUUUACCAGGGUCGUGGCGGCAGCCCUCGCACCCCUGCAGGCACAGGGCAUGAAGGUCCUGCCGUACCUAGACGACUGGCUGGUUUGUGCGCCGUCCCGGUCCCAAGUGGCCCAGGAUACGGCGCGCCUCUUAUGUCACGUAGCCCGGUUGGGCCUGACAGUAAACUCCGGGAAGAGCUGCCUGGUCCCCUCCCAACGGGUCACUUACCUGGGGUUGGUCCUAGACUCGGUCGCCAUGAGGGCUUGCCUAACACCUCGUCGUGUGGACGACAUUUCCCACCUUCUCCCCAUCUUCAGGCUGGGCAAGAGUGUGCCUUACAUUCAGUUCCUCCGGCUCUUGGGCAGACUGACGGCUGCCUCAGCCGUUGUGCCCUUAGGUCUGCUGUCGCUGCGCCCUAUGCAGAUAUGGCUGAACAGCCUUCACUUGGACGCCAAGUGGCACAGGCACAGGAGGGUCAGGGUGUCGCGCCAGUGCCUCACUCUGUCACGCUGGAGAAACAGGGCCUAUCUUCUGAUGGGAGCGCCCAUGGGCGCCAUCCCAUCCCGCCGGGAGACUGUCACUGUAGAUGCAUGUCUCUCAGGGUGGGGUGCUGUGUGGCAGGGCAGGACUGUUCAGGGUCUGUGGUCCGCCCAGGAAGGUGCAUAUCACAUCAACGUGCUAGAGCUUCGCGCUGUGCUGCUUGCGCUCAGGCACUUUUUACCCCAACUGACGGACAGGCAUGUGCUUGUUCGUUCGGACAACAUGUCCGCAGUUUCCCAGAUCAACCACCAGGGGGGCACCAGGUCCGCACAGCUGCUCCGGGUUUCACAGAGCCUCUUGUCUUGGGCGUCUCCCCGCUUGGCCAGCCUGCGGGCAGUCUUUCUACCAGGGGACCAAAAUCAGGUGGCAGAUUUCCUCUCUCGGCACAAACCUCCACCAGGGGAGUGGAGGCUUCACCCAGAAGUGGUGGAGACAAUCUGGAGCCUUUUCGGCAGGGCCGAGGUGGACCUCUUUGCCUCAGAGGAGUCGAGGCACUGCCCCCUCUGGUUCUCCUGGGCAGAGGUGACCAGCCCAAUGGGGCAGGAUGCUCUGGCACAUGACUGGCCAGACAGUCUCCUGUAUGCCUUCCCGCCGCAGCCGCUGUUAUUACAGACGCUUCAGAGGGUCCUUACUCAGGGGCACAGGCUCCUUCUGGUCGCCCCCCGCUGGCCGGGGAGAGUUUGGUUCCCGCUGCUACGCAGUCUCUGCUGCGGCCCACCAUGGCGCCUCCCCGACAGGAAGGACCUUCUGUCACAGCUCAGGGGUCAGAUCUGGCAUCCCGACCCUCACCGCCUCCAGCUCUGGGCUUGGCCUCUGCGGGGCCCAACCCACUGUUGAGCGCUUUUUCGGCAUCGGUCAGGGAAACUAUCCUGAAUGCCAGAGCACCAUCC